AAACGCGAAGAUUUUUUAUUUUUACUAUGAUGAGAAGGAGUGUUUGAUCUUUUUGUUUUCUCGCGAUGAUUGAUCGCGAGACUCGAAUUAUUGUGCACACAUUUGCCCCAAAGUUGUACAAACAUCGAUGACUCGUCCGGAAAUUUGGUGCACGCAACUUUCGGCUUGUUUGGCUUAUUUCUUUGGGAAGGGGAGCGACGAAAAGCUCCCGAAAAUCAGUUGCUGCUUCAGUUUUUAAGCCGAAUUUAUAAGCUGCGGAACUAGUAAAUCGAGCUAUGAGGAGACACCGUUUGAGAGCUUUGGCGACGCCUAACUUUCAUCGUUUUCAUGUCAGAGGAACACGCCCGUCGACACAGGAUACUCAUUCCUCGUGGCACGAUCGAAUGAAAACGAAGAUUCUGAAUUGCAUCUUCGGAAAGUGGAAAAAGUACUUGAGUGUAUUGGUCCAUCUGGUGGCCCUGCUGCUACUGUCGCGCAUGGUGGUGCAGGAAACGAAACAGUAUAAUGACAAGCCAACGUCAACUGCAGUCGAGAAUGAUGCGUACCCGGUGCGGAACAUCAAUUUUCCAGCGAUUGGACUGUGCAAUUUGAACCUCAUAAGUAAGAAAAAAGUGAGCCAGUAUGCCAGACAAUUAUGGGGUCAGGACAGAGUCAGGAAAAUCGGUAACUUGACUUUAGAAAGAUUGGAAAAAUUGCUGACGUUCUUAGGCCAAGUCUACUCAUUUUCAAGUCUGGAGGCCAACCCUGGCGAUUUGAAUUUCACCCACCACAUUUUAAACGUCGCAUACAACAACGAGUAUUUCAUGUGGAGAGUAAUGGACCAUCUCAUGCCACACUGUCGAGAUUCUCUGGCUUACUGCAGUUGGAAAGGUGAGAUUCGAGAUUGCGAGGAAUUGUUUGUACCGCGUUGGACUCAGGAUGGCAGUUGUUGCACGUUCAAUUAUCUCCGAUGGACGGACACGAUAAGCACCGACGGUAAAAGUGAUUUCGAUUGGCACAUGGAAAAGUUGAAAUUCGCGACCCCCUCGAACGGGCUAAGAGUAUACUUGAAUCCUCACUUCGAAGACAAUUAUUACAGUUAUUUGCCGGCACGUGGCUUCAAAUUAUUUAUUUUCACGGCCACGGAUUAUCCGGACGAGCCGAGUGGCUCGAUGAAGGGAAUUCUUCUCAAACCCGGCACCGACAAUUACCUCAAAUUGAAAGGCUCUGCCUUCUAUUCGUCCGAGGAUGUCAGAGCAUUUGACCCAAGCAAACGUGGAUGCUUGUUCAGUACCGAUCGCUUUCACGAAUACGGUGGCGGCUAUUCUUACAGUCAGUGCUUAAUGUUGUGUCGAUCGCGUGACAUUGUCAAAGCCUGUGGAUGCAUUCCAUUCUUUUAUCCGUACACGAAGGAAAUGAACAGUGUGAAGGAUUGCCAAAUCAGCGAGAUGAAAUGUCUCCGAAAUAAUCGAAAUAAAUGGUUCCGCGUCGAACCGCUUCCAACCGAUAACGUACAAGCAUGGAUCCCACGAGAGGCCUCCACCCGCUGCGACUGUCUCCCAACGUGCGAAACCCUCGAUUUUCAGGUUGAAAUGACUGGCAGUGAUAUUCGUCACAGCGAUAUCGACCUGGUCGAGUUUGUAGGAGACCACCAUUGCGAUAACGUCUCGAAAGACAGCAUAUUGCUCACCAUCAGCUUCAAUCAACCCACGAUUUUACGGUUGAAACAGGACGUCAUGUACUAUUGGUACGAUUUAUUGAGUAAUUUUGGCGGAUUGUGCAGUUUGUUUCUUGGUAUCAGCAUCUUGACGCCCAUAGAAAUGAUCUACGAGUUCUCACUCCGAAUCUGGGGGAAAGAGAAAACGCCUGACAAGUCCCGAGCCCGAGGCCGUGCACCAACGAUCGUCGAACCCAUGAAAAUUCAAGAUCCAUCCUUGUACUGGAGAGAAAUGAUACGAAGGAAAUGCGAUCCCGUUCAAUCGGCUCCAGUUUCUUCGUAAUAACGACUCACACUUCUCUCAAGAAUUUUCCAAGUUUUUUCAGUCCACUAAGAAAAACAUGAGCAAUAAUCAACGAGUCCCUGAAGGGGGAAAACGUGAUGGUUCGUGAGUAUUGCGCUCGACGACUCAAGGCUGAAUGGAAUUGGUAUUUAACGCCACACAUCAGACGUUACGAGAUGACACAGUGGUUUAAAAUGAUGAUUUAAUUGUCGUGUUAUAUCGAGUGUGGGAGAAAAGUCAACGUGGUUGAAUAAAUUUAACGGAAAAAUCGA
Molecule: messenger RNA, 2251 nt
Organism: Venturia canescens
Lineage: Eukaryota; Metazoa; Arthropoda; Insecta; Hymenoptera; Ichneumonidae
Product: sodium channel protein Nach-like
Exons: 9
Coding region: 276-1979 (567 amino acids)
Biological process (GO): sodium ion transmembrane transport
Cellular component (GO): plasma membrane
Molecular function (GO): ligand-gated sodium channel activity
Source: RefSeq, a predicted model, not a curated record